This is a messenger RNA of Diprion similis, 1743 nucleotides long. RefSeq names its product AMME syndrome candidate gene 1 protein homolog. Lineage: Eukaryota; Metazoa; Arthropoda; Insecta; Hymenoptera; Diprionidae. Bases 225 to 914 code for a protein of 229 amino acids. The transcript is spliced from 4 exons. The record is from RefSeq and is a predicted model, not a curated record.
CUAUCAGAGGGAAUGAAACAGCUGUUUUAACAAUCGUAGAGUCAUCUGGCGGAGCGCGGUUACAUCGUUGAAAGACGUCAGGGUGAUCAGGUAUCCUGUAAAAUCGGGCUGGCAGAGGACAGAGGACUGAGCGAGAGUGUAACGUGCACGGUGCACAGAGUGUUAGUUGAUUAGACCAAAAACAAAUCGCGUAUCGCGUUGCGUGCAGUACCCGCGUUUUAAAGAUGGCCGCUGGAUGUUGUGGAACGAAAAAGCAAAAGUUGAACAACUCGCUGAGCAUACCGUGUAACGGCACAUCCUCCCUGCAAAAUGGUCUACGAAACGGAAUUAUCGCUCAUCCGGAGAUGUGCUUCUUCUGCUUUGACGUCCUUUACUGCCAGCUCCAUCAACUCGAUCCUCCGAAAACGCCAAACUUCAGCAACGAUGCAUUCCCGUUAUUUGUGACAUGGGCUAUUGGAAAGGACAAACGGUUGAGGGGCUGCAUUGGCACUUUCAACGCGAUGCACCUCCACGCUGGACUACGUGAAUACGCAGCGACUAGUGCCUUCAAGGAUUCCCGCUUUAAUCCCAUUACACGAGACGAACUUCCUCGUCUACACGUCAGCGUCUCGAUUCUUCGUCAUUUUGAAGAUGGCGCAGACUAUCUUGAUUGGGAAGUGGGUGUUCAUGGUAUUAGGAUCGAGUUUCACAACGAAAAGGGCAAUAAGCGCACUGCCACUUACUUACCUGAAGUAGCCACUGAACAAGGUUGGGACCAAAUACAAACAAUCGACUCAUUGUUGCGGAAAGGGGGCUUCAAGGGUGUGGUUACACCGGAUAUUAGGAGAAACUUAAAACUGACUCGAUACAGGAGCGAGAAAGUCUCGGUGAGCUAUCAAGACUACAUGAGUCAUUGGCAUAGCCAGCAAUGCUAGCAGCUGGCCCGGAGUCCUUCGCAGGGACUCCCGCCUCGUUACCACCAGCCGGACAUUGACUAUCGGUACAGAAACUCUGAUCCAAGUUAUUAUCGUGCAUCUCAGACUCAGCGCGAUCCGUCGAUCCAGCAAACGCCUAGCAAUUACACAACAAUCCCUCAGCACACCUUAGUCAUGGUACAACCGAGCCACCCGUCGUCUUUCAUUCAUCCGAUCCCGCAACAGCAGGUUCCACCAGCCUUGAUACCGGUACAGAGUUACCCACCGUUCUGGUGGAACAGACACGGACCACCACCCUUCCAGCAACCCCAAUUGUCACAAAAUUCGCGGGAUUUUUACUGCCAGUCGCAGGGUACCUAUGAACAUGGUUUGCGCAAGCGAAAAUGACACCAGCGGCAGUUAUUGCGUGCAACUUUUCACUGUUUUAAAUGGUGCCUGUUAUACUUCGUAUGCUUUAGCAUACACAGUCUGCCAUUCGUAAUACCUUAUACUCCUCCUUGAGGAUGUGUAUUAUUAUUGGAGAGUAGACUUUUUAUCAUACGGUAGGGUAAAAAUUUUCAACGCCGUCAUUUGUCAGACAUUGUCGGCUGAUUGAAGAAAGUAAUUCAAUUUUUUCCAUCAUACUGUUGUUUUGCUGUCUUCUUUAGUUCGUUCUUUAAUGCCUUUGACAAUAUAGCUCUAGAUUAAUUGCGAGCUGAGUCUGUGUGUCAAAAUUGUGUAUAUAUACAUAUAUAUAUAUAUAUAUUAAUGUUCCAGCCGCAAUGAUGCUGUGAUCUGAAAAUGAAUAAUUUUGUCAUAUUAUUCUGUCCGAGACGAUAUUACAAAUGAA